This is a messenger RNA of Salmo salar (Atlantic salmon), 25256 nucleotides long. It is a transcript of the gene dst, whose product is annotated as dystonin. Lineage: Eukaryota; Metazoa; Chordata; Actinopteri; Salmoniformes; Salmonidae. Gene Ontology annotation, cellular component: membrane; cytoplasm; hemidesmosome. Gene Ontology annotation, biological process: wound healing; hemidesmosome assembly; intermediate filament bundle assembly. The record is from RefSeq and is a predicted model, not a curated record. Gene Ontology annotation, molecular function: structural molecule activity; microtubule binding; keratin filament binding.
UCUGUCUCUCCGGUGGUGCAUUUAUGUGUUUGUGUUGGAUUAGCCGCGCAAAGGAAACGUUUCAGAGACUUAGAGGAUUCCUAAGAGCAGAGCAGUUGAGAAGAGAGGAGUGAUGGAAGAGAGGAGUGACUGAAGGAAGUGCAUGGGACAUCUCAGCUGUGUUCUUCUGGGAGUCUGCGACAGGCAGGCAGGCAUAAGGACAGACAGACAGACUCUCUCUCCCCAGGCAACCCAUCUCCCUUGUGAAGGGGAGGGGUGUUUGGGUCUGUUGUCAGGCUGCCUGCCAUCACUUCCUCUCCGCCCCCUUGGAGAAGAACUAUGGCUGCCUCUCAGUGGAAUAACAGAGCUCUAGAUCAAGUUAAGUUCACUAGCGGAAUCCCGGCGUGAAAACUACAGUUAGAAGGAACUAAACACAGUUUAUAGAAAGGGAAUGCAUGUCUGACGGUCAUGGGCAAUGUGUGUGGCUGUGUGAGGGGCCCCAAGGAGGAAUGUUAUGUGGACCACACCAAAGCUCCACUCAGCCCCGAGUCCAAAGAGCUCCGCGGCCGGCGCUACUUUCAGAGGAAGAAGAAGAGGAAAUUGGGGGAAUUUCAGCGGCCGGAAUCCCUCCAGAGCAGAGGGGGAGAGAGCGUCCAGAGUAAGGAGGAUAUCCCCAGGAGGGUAGAGCUCCAGCAUGAAGCAGACAUGGGCAUCAGGGAGAGCCAGGUUGGGAUGGAGGGAGCACCGGAAGGGGAGACACCCAGACCCAGGCUGGGAAGUAUCAACAAAGGGCUGUAUGUUGGGGAGGUCCCCAAAGUUCCUCUUGGGAAUAAGUUAGCAUCACAAUCGGGACAAAUUUCAGCACACCAGACAGACCGAGAGGCAAUUCUCCAUGGCAUCACCAAGACCUCCAGGAGUAUCGCUCCUAAGGACGGCCUGCUGGAAAAGAAGCUGUCACAUAAGCAGCUGACGCGGGCAGUGACAUUCGGUGCCAUGGAGCAUAUGCUCCGAACCCUGAGAGGAGACAAUGACAGAUCAGAGAACCUAGAACAGCUCCCUGAAAUCAUAUGGAGCACUCAAGUUCACAAGAGGAGGAGGGUCCACACCUGCUCUGGAAGAGGGUCCCUCUCUCCAGAUUAUCUGGAGUCUCUCCAAGUGUCUGCCAAGUGUACAUCCGCCCAACAAGAGAUCUCGGAGAUCCAUGUUUGCGGGGAGUCGGAGGACAUGACAGCCAAGGAGCGUCUGCUGAUGUGGUCCCAGCAGAUGACCGAGGGCUACGUGGGCGUACGCUGUGACAACUUCACCUCCUCCUGGAGGGACGGGAGGCUUUUCAACGCCAUCAUUCACAAAUACAGGCCUGACCUGGUGGAUAUGGCCAGAGUGUCGGGCCAGACUAGCCGGUCAAACUUAGAGCAGGCCUUUAGUGUGGCUGAACGGCUUGGGGUGGCCAGACUACUGGACCCUGAGGACGUGGAUGUGCAGACUCCUGAUGAGAAGUCAGUCAUCACGUAUGUCUCCACUCUGUAUGAUGUCUUCCCUAAAGUACCUGAUGGUGUUGACGGUAUCAAUGCAAAUGAUGUUGAUAUCAAAUGGGUAGAGUACCAGAACAUGGUGAAUUACCUGAGCCAGUGGCUCAAACACAAUGUGGCAGUGAUGUCAGACAGAGCGUUCCCUAACAACCCAGUGGAACUCAAGGCACUUUAUACACAGUACUUGCAGUUUAAAGAGAAUGAAAUCCCACUGAAAGAAACCGAGAAGAGCAAAAUCAAGCAUCUGUACAAAAUGCUUGAGGUGUGGAUCGAGUUUGGUCGUAUCCAGCUUCCUCAGGGAUAUCACCCCAACGAUGUGGAGAAGGAAUGGGGCAAGCUGAUCGUGGCCAUGCUGGAGAGAGAGAAGAGCCUGAGACCUGAGGUGGAUAGGCUUGAAAUGUUGCAGCAGAUUGCCACCAGGGUCCAGCGGGACUGUGUCAAUGGAGAGGACAAACUAGCAUUAGCAAGAGCAGCUCUGCAAUCUGAUGCUAAGAGGCUAGAGUCUGGGGUCCAGUUCCAGAAUGAGGCAGAGACCGCUGGGCACCUUCUGGAAUGUGAAAACCUGCUGAGACAGCAGGUGGUAGAUAUCCAGAUUCUACUGGAUGGGAAGUACUACUACUCCGAUCAGCUUGUUCAAAGGGUAUCCAGGCUCCGUGACGACCUGCUGGGCCUGAGGGCAGAGUGUUCCUCUGUGUACAGACAAGGACGCACCCUAACUGCCCAACAGACCACGAUGAUGAUCUCUGGCAUCACUCAGAGUCUCAACUCAGGCUUCACCUCCUCCAACCUCAACUCCAGCCUCACCCCUGGAGGCCUGGAAACCCCCGGUUCCACCUUCACCUCCAUCCUUACCCCGGGCCUCACCCCUGCCCUGAGCCCCGCCAUGACCCCCGGCGGCAUGCAGCCCAGCUCGGUGCAAGCCUACAUGGGGGGCGGAGGAGUGGGUAUGGCCCCGGGAGACCUCCAGCACCUCAAACAAAUGCAGAUCCGCAAGCCCCUGUGCAAGUCCUUGCUAGUGGACCCCAACAUGACCGAGGAUGAGGUCAACAUAAACUUUGUGCAGGACCUGAUCAACUGGGUGGAGGAGAUGCAGGUGCAAUUGGAUCGUGGAGAUUGGGGAUCUGAUUUGCCAAGUGUGGAAACACAUUUAGAGAACCACAAAGGGGUUCACAGAGCCAUCGAAGAAUUUCAAAUGAGCCUUAAAGAAGCCAAACUUAGUGAGAUUCAGAUGACCCAAAAACUAAGUUAUUCUGAGAAACUAGGAAAAUUGGAAACCCAGUAUGGGAAGUUACUGAACUGUUCGCGGGAGCGUCAGAAGAACCUGGAGAGCCUCCAUGACUUUGUUUCGCGGGCCACCAUGGAACUCAUCUGGCUCAAUGAGAAAGAGGAGGAGGAGGUCGCUUUCGACUGGAGCGAUCUCAACGGCAACAUCUCUAAGAAGAGACAGUACCACUCUGAUCUGAUGAGAGAGUUGGAUGAAAAGGAGGAGGUGAUCAAGUCUGUACAGGACAGGGCAGAGAACCUUCUGCAGGAGAACCACCCUGCUAGGUUAACUAUUGAAGCAUACAAAGCAGCCAUGCAGACCCAGUGGAGUUGGAUCCUACAGCUAUGCUCUUGUGUGGAGCAGCACCUCAAAGACAACACAGUCUAUUUUGAGUUUUUCAAUAAUGCCAAAGAGUCCACGGAUUACCUGAAGAGCUUGCAAGGUGACAUCCAAAGAAAGUAUUGCUGUGAUCGGACAAGCAGUGUACACAAGCUGGAAGAUCACAUCCAGGAGUCCAUGGAUGAGAAGGAGCAGCUCCUCCAGUACCGCAGCACAGUGGCUGGGUUGGUGGGCAAGGCCAAGGCCAUCGUCCAGCUCAAGCCUAGGAACCCAGAUACCCCUGUCAGAUCCUCCAUACCCAUCAAAGCCAUCUGUGACUACCGACAAAUAGAGAUCACCAUCUAUAAGGAUGAUGAGUGUGUCCUGGCCAGUAACUCUCACCGGGCCAAGUGGAAGGUGAUCAGUCCAUCUGGGAACGAGGCUAUGGUUCCCUCUGUCUGCUUCACUGUGCCUCCACCCAACAAGGAGGCUGUGGACCAGGCCAGCAGAAUUGAGCAGCUGUACCAGAAUGUCCUGGCUCUGUGGCACCACUCCCACAUAAAAAUGAAGAGCGUGGUCUCCUGGCACUACCUGAUGGCGGACGUCAGAGCCAUCCGCGACUGGAACGUGUCCUCAAUUAAGACCAUGUUGCCAGGCGAACACCAGCAGGUCCUUAGCAACCUGCAGUCCCACUUUGAGGACUUCCUGGAGGACAGCAAGGAGUCGGAGGUGUUCACUGUGGCAGACUGUUCCCAGCUAGAAAGGGAGGUGCUGGCCUGCAAGGACUACUACGAGGAGCUGCUCAAGUCUGCAGAGAGAGAGGAACACGAGGAGUCUGUGUACAACCUGUAUAUCUCUGAGGUGCGUAACUUCCGCAUGCGUCUGGAGGCUCAGGAGGAGCACCUGAUCCGACAGAUCCGCACCCCACUGGACAGAGACGACCUGGAGCAGAGUGUCCUGCGCAUCACAGAGCAAGAGAAGAAGAAGGCAGAGCUGGAUCAGCUGAAGGACGAUCUGGAGACCAUGAAGGAGAAGUGUGAGACGUUCUUCAGACAGGCCGGGGCCUCUCCCGCUGUCCCCACCCUCUCCUCUGACCUCAAUGUCCUCAUCCAGAGCAUGAGCCAAGUCUACUCCAUGUCCGCCAUCUACCUAGAGAAGCUGAAGACAGUGAGCUUGGUGGUGAGGCACAGCCAAAGUGCGGAGGCUUUAGUGAAGCUCUAUGAGGCCAAACUCUCUGAGGAAGACGCCGUGAACUCUGACCUGAAAUCCAUCGACACAGUCGUCAGCACACUCAAGCAAUGGCGCUCAGAGAUCGACGACCAGAGGGAGAUCUUCCAUGACCUGGAGGAUGGGCUACAGAAGGCCCGUGGUAUCAGUGAACGCAUGUUCAAGGCUCACAACGAGCGGGACUUUGACCUGGACUGGCACAAGGAGAAGGCUGACCAGCUAGAAGAAAGGUGGAACAACGUCCACUCCCAGAUUGAGAGCAGACUUCGGGACCUGGAGGGCAUCAGUAAAUCACUGAAGUACUACAAAGACUCCUAUGGCAGUCUGGAUGAGUGGGUCAGAGAGAUGGAGGCUGCUCAGCUCAAGACCCAAGAGAAGCAGCCAGAGGACAGCAAAGCGCUCGCUGAGCUGGUAAACCAACAGAAGGUCCUCGUUGCAGAAAUGGAACAAAAGCAGAGCAGAAUUGAUGAAUGUCAAAAGUACUCAGAGCAGUACUCAUCUAGUGCUAAAGAUUAUGAGCUACAGCUGUUGACCUACAGAGCCAUGGUUGACUCCCAGCACAAGUCCCCGCUCAAGAGACGGAGGAUGCAGAACUCGGCUGAUGCCAUCGUUCAGGAGUUCAUGGACCUCCGAACUCGCUACACGGCCGUAGUCACCUCCAUGACACAGUAUGUAAAGUUUGCCAGUGAGACAUUGAAGAGAGCAGAAGGCGAAGAGAACAGGAAAGCAUCAGAAAGAACAGAGUACCUCACCUGGACAGAGAGCUUGGAGCUCCAAAAGGCAGCAGGGGAGGAGGUGAUUGGACAGCUCCAGCAGCAGCGAUCUGUUGAUGAGGAGAAGAAAGAGCAUGGUGAUAAAGUAAGCAAGCUAUUGAGUUGGAUGUCCAGUGUGAAACCGGGCCAGAACAAAGAUGGUAAAGACAGCACAGAGGCCUCUAGUAAGCCUCAGGUUUCAAUGGAAGAGAUGGCAACAAAAAAAGAGAAAAUUGCAGAAGCACUGAGGACUACACAGCUUAUGCUAAGUAAACACAGUGAUAAGAUGACCGAGGAAGAGAAGCAGGAAGCAAAGGAACAGCUGAAAUCCCUCCAUCAAGCCUACAGUGAUCUCGCCCAGCAGUGUUCUGAUCAGACACCAUCUGCCGAGCAGGAGUUUCAGACCAUUGAAGGCGUUCUCGAAGUGGGAAGUAUAGAGGUCUACUCUGUGUUUAGCUCUGUCCAGAGCGGCAUGAUCGACCAUACCACAGGGCUCAGCCUCCUGGAGGCUCAGCUCAUCACCUCUGGCCUCGUUCUGCCUCAGUUCAGGAUGUGUCUGGAGUUGGACGAAGCUUUCCAUCACAACCUCAUUGACGAGGCCACCUCGAAGCAGCUCAGAGAGCUCAACGAAGCCAACCGGAGCAUCCUGAGCCCUCCGUUCUCUUCAGAACCUCUCCCUGUGAUGGCAGCACUUAGAGAGGGGGCCGUCUCUGAGCGCCUCGCCAUGAAGGUUAUAGAGAUCCAGCUGGCUACAGGUGGGUUGAGGGUGUCCUACACAGGUGAUAUACUGACCCUGGAGAGGGCCUUUCAGUUUGGCCUGAUCCCUGCACCUCUGUAUGUCAAGCUCCUGGAGAGACAGAACACAUGGAAGGACCUGAUCAACCCCGGCACGGCAGAGAAGGUCUCGCUUACCCAGCUGGUGCAGAGGAGCGUGGUUGAUGAGGAGACUGGACUGCGACUGCUGCCGGUGAAGAAGAGCCACAAUGGGAGCAUAGAGUUGACAUCCGGAAGAGAGAUUAGUGUACUUAGGGCGGUUCAUGAGGGGUUGAUUGACAGAGAGACCACGUUGAGGCUGCUGGGUGCUCAGCUGUUUGCAGGCGGUAUCGCCGACCCCAAAACAGGCUGUAAGCUCACCGUAGAGCAAGCCCUGUCAGAGGGCUUGAUCGAUCAAGACACUGCCAGUGGGAUACUGAGCCAACAGGCACAAAAUGGAGGCAUAGUGAACCCUCAGAAUGGCAAAAGGCUAACGUUGGAUGAGGCUGUUCAGUGUGAUUUGAUGAGCUUUAGCAGUGCACUCUUGGUGCUGGAGAAACAGAAGGGGCUCAUGGGACUUUUAUGGCCUCACUCUGGUGAAAUCUUGACCGUUUCCACCUCUCUGCGACACAAAAUCAUCACCAGUCAGCUCGCAUUCAAACUGCUCAGCAAUAGACAGAAUAUUGCGUCCCUUUACAUACCAGAAUACUCAGAGGUAGUGGAUAUUAACUCUGCUACUCAAAAUGGUUUCAUUGAUGUACACACAGCAGAGGUAUUGAAAACCAUUGAAAUACCAGAUGUUUUUCCUGAUGUUGAUGACCUUAAUGACAGAUUUUCUAACUGGCUGAUGUUGAGAGAGCUUCAGAUUGGAGGAUCCCAUCGCACUACAGAUGAUAAUGAGAUUGAUUAUGAGAACAUAAAUACCCCAUCUCCCAUCGAGGCAAAACAGUUAUUUAUCUCAUACCUCACAAUGAAUAGUUACAUGGAUCCAAAAUCAGGACAAAGGCUUUUAAUAUUCGAUGGACAGUUGACUAAAAUGGCAGAACUUUUAGUUGACAUUUCAGUAGAGACAACUGAAAACCAGGUAUACAGCACUGGACCUGGUAAUGCCACUUUUGAGGACAUGUCAUUGAAAGAAGACAUUUCUGAAGAUUCAGAGAUGUCCUUUGAUAGCAAUACUGAGGAUUUUGGAUAUUUGCACAUUAACGAGGAAACAGAUGGAACAAUGAAAGACCAUCAUGCUUCAAAUUUCUUCAAGGAGGAGGAGUCAGAUUAUAAGCAAUCUGACAGUAAAGCAUUUUCUAAUAAUGUGGUAAAGGUGGUAGCACACGAUGGAACAGAGGAUUCUCCUUCAGCUAUUGACUGUGUAAACAAUACCACACAGCCUGAUUCUGACAUUAGCAUCUAUCAAAGGAACACAAGCAGUAUAAGUCUAGCAUCCAUUGGAAUUGAUCAAGAAUCCUCAGAUAAUCAAUCAAAAGAGACUUUCACUGGAAGUUCAGCCACACAAACUCCUUCCACAGACAUGAGCUUGCCCUCAGGUGCACAGGAUUGCAAAAUGAUGAUAGCACACAAUUUCACAGAGAAGUUAUCUAGCUCUGUUAAGAGUACCAGACUGCAUGAUUCUGUUUUGUCUGAUGGCACAUCACCCUUUGAAAUUGGUUUAGAAACCUCAGAUAAAGCGUUAUAUAAUCAACCAAUAGGAGAAUCAGCCACACACGCCAUGUCAGAAAGCUCAACCCGUACUAAAUCAUGCUCAGUGAGUGGCAAAGACAUUAGCUUGCUAGCACAACGCGUCACAGAUGAAGCAUCUGUAGCUGUUCAUUCUGAAAAGAAUGCCGGACAACCUAAAGACAAUGUUUUGUCUAAUAGCAUCUAUCAAAAGACCAGACACGGUACAAGCCCAUCAUCAUUUGAAAUUGGUGUAGAAACUUCAGAAAUACCUUCAGAUUAUCAACCACAAGAGACUGUCAAUGGAGUUUCAGCUUCAGAAACUGUUUUGGAAAGCUCAGCUCCUCCUAGAUUGUGCUUAGUGAAUGACACAGACAUGCGUCUGUCAUCAUGUGCCAAGGAUUCUAAAAAGGUGGUGGCAAAAGGCCUCACAGAGGAAGCAUCUGUAGAGGUUAGCUCUUUUAAAAAUACCAGUACGAGCCCAGCGCUAACUGAAAUUGGUUUAGUCACCUCUGAAACUUAUUCAGAUAAUCAACCAAAAGAUACAGCCAAUGGAGGUUCAGCCACACAAACCAUUGUGGAAAGCUCAACUCCUAGAUUCUGCUCAAUUGAUUCUGAAAAGACUAUCCAGCAGUCUGAUUCUGAAGCAAAUGUUUCAAAGAAGAAGAAGAUAAACAACACAAGUAUAGUACCCUUUGAAAUUGAUGUAGAAACCUCACAUAUAAAUUCAGAUAAUCAACAACAAGAGGCUCUCACUUUCAAUGAAGGGUCAGCCACACAAAUCAUUUUGGAAAGGUCAACCCACCCACUAUUGUGCUCAGUGAAUGACACAGACAGGAGUUUCCCCUCAGCUGCACCAGAUUCCAAAAGGAUGCCAGCACAAAAGGAAUAUUCUAGCUCUGAAAACAAUGCGCAACAUUCCAAAAUGGAGGUAGCACACGGUUUCACAGACAAAUCAUCCAUAUCUAUUGACUCUGAAAAAAAUAUCAGGCAGCCUUCCUUUGAAAUGGGUGUUGUGUCUGACAGAAUCUAUCAAACCAACACAAUGAACACAAGCCCAACACCAUUUAAAAUGGAUUCAGAAACAGAUAUUGCUUCAGAUAAUCAACCUAAAGGGACUUUCAAUGGACGUUCAGCCACACAAACAGUACUGAAAAGCUUUACUUUGUGCUCAGGGAAAGACACAGGCCUGCCCUUGGCCUCAGUUGCACAAGGUUCCCCACAACGUCCCACAUAUCCAGUGACACCUGGCUGUGAGACAGACAAGGACACCAACUUUGAGACAUCGCUAUUAGCCACUGCAUUGACAGACACCCUUGACACGACCACAGCGUUUCCAUGCACUGAAGAAGUAGUGUGGGACAAUGACGAUGAGAGAGGACUUGCGACCCACCUUCUCAGACCCCAAGUUGAAGAGGGUGGCAUUUUGUAUAUCAUUUCUGAGAAAUGCUGUGACCUUGAUGCACCUUUUGAUAAGGGCCUUGUGGAUGAGGAGACUGUGUUAGAGGUGUCAGCAUUGCAGCUCCACAAGGGAGAUGUCUUAGAGGAAGAGAGAAGCACAGUGGCAACCCUGAAAGAAGCUGUGUCUAAUGGCUCCAUAUCCUCCCAGAUAGCCCUGCAGAUCAUGGAACAGCACAGCCUGUUGGGUGGUGUACAUGACCCCAAGUCUGGAUGUACUAUUAGUGUGAGUGAAGCACUGGAUUCAGCGAAGAUUGAUGAUGAUUUGGCUGAAAAGUUCCUUCACAAAGACCCAGUACACAAAGCAAUCAUCCACCCUGAUAGACACUGUACUCACAGCAUUUCAUAUUCCCAGAGUCUGGGCCUCAUAGACAACGACGAGGCUGAGAAUAUACGGGAGCAUCAAACAGAAAAAAAGCUGUCGGUUUUGGUUCUUGAUGACUCUGAUGAGGAAGAAUGGGUAGAGAAAAGGGAUGGACAUGCAUGGGAAGAUUUGUAUGCAGAAGGAAGCAAAGAACAGAACUGCGAUUCACAGAAGGCCUUACUACCUUCGUUCACCGUUAGUCAUGGGCCUGUAUGUAGACAGAUCAUAUCACCUAUCCUGUCAGAUCAGGUAAUAGAGGGACGUGUCAUCCAUGAACUUGAAACAACAUCUUCAUUAAGGGAAGAUAGUGCCUCACAUGCCCCCACUAGUCCACUGUCAGACAUGGUCCCUGGGUCUAGAAAUUCCAUCCAAAAUGACAUUUCAUCAAACAGAUCAAGCUCUCUCAGUUUGAGCGAUAGUGGAGAUAGUGGAGCACCUCAGCGCCAGGCUGAGGAAUUGACACAGACAGAGGAAGACGGUAGCAGUUCUCUGAGGAGAGACACUGAUCUGUCCUGCGAGGCGGUUGGCUUCACUCCGGGUGAUGGGCAGCUGGGAGCAGGAUACCGUGAGAUAGUGGGGGACCAGACUGUUUGUCCUGUUCAGAGUGACUCAGGCGUGUCCUGCUCAUCACAUAGUGAUCUGUUGUCUGAUGAAAGGAAAAUGGAGAACACUGUUCAGCCGCCAGCCAGCCAGCUAGUCAAGGAGUCAGACCGGAGAAUAGAUAGCUCAUCACCAAGAGAUUUGUCUGGCGAUGUAACAAGCACAGUGUCUGGAGAUGUGGGUGUCAGUGGGGAUAAAACUGUUGGUGAUGGAGUUUCAUCGUUUAACACUGUGUCACCUCAGCGACCUCUAGUGAAGUCAGAGAGGGAUGUUGGUGGUGAAAUCGAGCCCACAUCCUCUCAAAACGGGCACAGUCAUAGUAACCCCACCGUUCAGAAAAAGACUCCAGUGCAGUUGACUAACUUAUCUGAUUUAGCUAUUGUAUCCAGUGUACAUAGCAUAAAAUCAGGCAGUGACAAUAAAGACAGCUACGAUAUAGGUGAUCAAGAGCAGUUACAAACUGCUCCCAUUAAAGAGAUAUCUAGCACAAUCACCCCUGAUACGACACUGACUGAUAAACACCUGCCAAAUUCAAAUGCUAAUGUUGAAGCUAAAGCUAAUGACAGGGUUGAAUCAAGCAGGAGUGGUGACAGCAAACCAGGGAGACAAGAAGGCUCAUCUGAUGAUGGUCUCUCACAGAUUACUGAUCAAGCGACAUCACAGACAGGACAGACAAGUAGCAACGAUACAAGUUCGUUGUCAGUAUCAAAAAUGACCCCAGGCAAUCCAUUAAAGGCAAAAGAGCCAGGUAUGAGAUCAGAUGUUAAACAAGAUAAAUGUGGUUCUGUUGAGAAUCAUCCCCAGCCGAUGGCCGUUAAUGCUCAACCAGACUCUCACUCCAAUACACCCUCAACAUCAGAAAUUACCUCAGGGCAUCUGGUAAAGCCUGGCCUCGGAUCAGAUCUUACAUGUAGGCAGAAUCAAUGUGGUGCUGAUGAGAAUCAUCCCCAUCUGAUGACUGUUGAUGUUCCACCAGACUCCAUGACACAUGAUAGUGUCCCACCACCUGCGUUGGCGAUCUAUACUGCUCUAAGGUCUGGUUUAGAUGAGCUGGUGAGAAUGAGAGUGGAGGGAGCAGAUGUCGAUGACUUGCAAAAGGCUGAGACCCAAGCAGUGGAGAACAUCAUCAACCUGAUACAGGACAAUACACAAUCCCAUGGAAGAGGUUUUGGUGAGUUUGGUGAGGAGACAGAUGCAGCACCUGGGCUUAUGAAAAGUAGUAGCCCAGAUCUCCUCAGGGAUCUGUUGAAGCAGGAGGCUCUUCAUUCAGGUAAAACUAGUCCGGAGGAAGAGGAAGGGGAACCCCUCCAUGAAGAAACCCCUCCAUCUGAUAUGACCCAGAUUCAGUCUCGGCUUCUGCAGGUUCUUCAACGUGUAUCCUCAAGCCAAGACCCUGCCAUGUUCAGAGAUGUGAUAGGAACCUUGAGCAGUAUUCUGGGCGGUGCUCCUCACGAGGACAGGCCACACAACCUGGAGAUCAUCCAGGAGGAGGGCUCAUCAGAUGAGGCUGAAUGUGCUGUGGCAGAUUCCAUGGAAGCUCCUGACCUAUGUCAAUCUACAGAGGUUGAAACCAUUUCAGACACAGGCAAUGCUGAAGCAGUUCAAUCUAAAGUCAAGCAACAGUACUCCACCCAGGAUUAUCUGGAGUGUGUGGGCAGACUUCAGGAUCAUGCAGAUGUUCUAGAAGAGAUCAGGAAUGUCCUGUCAUCCCAGCAGGGCUCUCUGAGUAACAAUAUGGAGGAGUUACACAGUCAUCUGGAUGAAUCUCAGUCGUUGGAAGCACAUCUCUCUACACUGGCUGGCUUUCUGACCAGAGAUCUGGACAUAACCAAGCAGCUGUUAAAGUCUGCCAGUGAGCUCGUUCCCACGCAUAUCCACCAAGAUCUGGCUUCAGCCUUUCGAGAGUUGCAGACAGUUUUUGCAGACAUUUGCCAGAUGUCUGCAGAAAAUAAUUAUGCUCUAAGGCUGGCUAUUGAUACAGGAAAGGCCCAGUUGAAGUCAACAUACCAGGAUCUCCUCAGUACCCUUGAUAGACUAUCAGGCUGUAUUUAUGACAACUCUGAGAUGGCCUGCAACCUCGACAUCCUGAACACAUUUGACGUGGACACAGUGAAAGACAUGAUCCAAAAGAAUAAGGGCAUGGAGACUAAUCUGUCAGUGACCCACAGACAUCUGGAGGACACUGCGUUUGACAUCCAGUACUUUAUCUCAGAGCAUGCCCAGUUCCUGAGUCCGGCCCAGAGCAGGCACCUCCUCAAGUCUCUCAGCGCCACCCAGAGGGCGUUUAAGGAACAGACGGAGAGGGUGGCCAAACAGAGACGCACCCUGGAAUCCCACCUGGAGAUCAGAGAGGACGAGAGUCAGCAGAAGUACAUGGAGGACAAAGAGAAGGUGUUCUCAGACAAGCUGCAGGAGCUGUGUGACAACCUGACCAAUACAGAGAACCGUCUGAUAGGCCAUCAGCAGCAGACCAAGGGUGCAGCAAGUGUGGAAGACCUGCAGCACGUGCAGCAAGAGCAUCAGGCCUUGCAGAAAGACAUCUUGACCAAUGGCAGUGCCUUGAAUGAGGUCAUCAGUAGCACCAAGAAGUUUCUGGAUGAGAAUCGGUCUAAGCUGACCCCAGAUCAGAUCAUUGCCAUCGAGAGCAAGCUGGAGGACGCCAAGAGCAAGGUCAAACUUAUCAACCAACGGGCCGAGGAGUCAAGGAAAGACCUGGAGAAGUCUGUGACCACUGCUAUCAAACAGGAGACUGAGAAGGAGGUUGCUGUUGAGCAGCUUGAGGAGAGCAAGAACAAGAUUGAGAGUCUGCUGGACUGGAUCAACAACAUGGGGAAUGAGAAAGGGAUGGGGGGCGAACAGACAGACCAUAUGGGCAUACAGAACGGGAACAUGCCGUUGGAGUCGGAGACAUCGGCCAAGAACAUUCUGGGUGAGGAUGAUGACCCCAAUGGAAACAAUGGAAACGCUUUCCAGACUACAGAGAACGACACUGAAGGACAGGCCACAGUGAAGACUCCAGAACAGGACCUGGAAAAGCAGUAUGACAGAGUCAAGGCUCGUCACCAGGAGAUCUUGUCCCAGCAACAGGAGCUGAUCAUGGCCACCCAGUCAGCCCAGGCUCUGCUGGACCACCAGGCCCAUGCCUUGUCGCCCACGGAUAAGGACAAGCUCCAGAGGGACAUCCAGGAGCUGAAAGGACGGUACGACUCUUCCCUUACCCAGGCAGAACAGCAGAUGAAGCAGGUGGUCCAGGUUCAGGAGGAGCUGAAGAAGUUCCAGGGAGACUGUGAGGAGUUUGAGGGCUGGCUGCAGCAAGCCGAGGGGGAGGUGGAGGAGCUGGGAGCCCCUGCUGGAGCUCUCAACGACCUCACAGAGAAGCUCCAGAGACAGAAGAGCUUCUCUGAGGACGUCAUCUCCCACAAGGGAGACCUGCGGUUCAUCACCAUCUCAGGACAGAAGGUGUUGGACGUGGCGAAGGCCUGCGGACGCUUGGACCCUGGUGGGAAAGAUGCCCAGCUGGAGGUGGAUACCACUGCAACCUGUGCUGCUGUGAAGGAGAAGCUGGACUCAGCUGCUGGUCGCUUCAAAGCCCUACACUCUCAGUGCAAUGAUCUUGGCAACAAUCUCAGAGACGUGGUGGACAAGUACAAGAAGUAUGAGGACUCGGCUGCUGGUCUCCUGAAGUGGCUCAACAACUCAGAGGAGGACGCCAGAAGGCAGCAGUCUGAGGCCAUCGCUGCCGACCCUCAAACCCUACAGAAACAGCUGGAGGACACCAAGGGUCUGCAGGGUCAGACUACUGGUCGCCAGACUGCGGUGGAGACACUCCGCAAAACAGCUGACUCUCUGGUCACCGCCCAGGGGGACCUGUUGACCAAUCAGGACCAUAUCCAUGAAACAGUAGAUGAUAUUGUGGAGAGGUAUGACAACCUGUCUAAGUCAGUGAGUGAUCGUAAUGAGAAGCUUCAGAUCACCCUGACCCGCUCCCUGAGUGUCCAGGAUGGCCUGGAUGAGAUGAUGAGAUGGAUGGAGGGAGUAGAGGAGAGUGUGAAGGAGAAAGGACAAGUCCUUCUGGAUUCAGCAGCCAUUGGAGAUGUGCUCAGCAAAGAGGCAGCUCUGGAGCAGGAUAUUUCCAGUCGCCAGAGCAGCAUCUCUGCCAUGAAGGCCAAGGUUAACAAGUUUGUGGAGACAGCUGACCCCGCUGCAGCGGCUCUGCUGCAGUCCAAAAUGGACACCCUGUCUCAACGCUUCUCUGACGCCUGUGACAAACACAAAUACAAGCAGUGCCAGCUGGAGCAGCUGAAGGACAAGGUGGAGGAGUUUGAGAAGACAACGGAGAAGGUGCAGCAGUUUGUGCUCAAGCGCUCUCAGGCCCUCUCUGAAACAGACGGACCAGGGAAAAACGUCAACGAGCUCUCGCAACUCAUGCAGGAUACUAACACUGAGUUGGCUGAACAUGCCAAGGAUGUGGAAAUGCUGCAGAUGCUGUCAAAGGAACUGGCCAAUAUGGGUCCAGAGGGAAGCAAGGCCCAGAUUCAGAGCAAGAUGGACAACCUCUCCAACACCUUCAAUGCCUUCAAAAACACUGUGAAAGAGAAAGAGGAGGAGGUGUCUUCCUGCCAGGACCAGCUGGGAGACUUCAGGGCUGCAGCCGGAGCUCUCAGGACGUGGCUGGAGGAGACGACAGAGAAAGUCCCUGUGGUUCAGCCAACCAGCAGUGAACAGAGUCUAGCAAAGGACCUGCAGAGAGUCAAUGCUCUAAUGGAGGAAUGGACAACCAAAGGCUCUGCUGUCCAAGAUAUAAAUAGCAAAGGAUCUGCACUAUGUAGCCUCAUCAGUGUUCUCACAUCACCAGCCAAGACCAAGAUGUCGCAUAAGUCAGCUGUUACUAACAGUGAUGGCCCAGGAAACCAUGCCUACCUAACCAAUAAAGAGCUGAUGGUGGUACAGCAAAACAUGUCGUAUAUCAACGAGGGCCACAAGAGUCUGGGAGAAGUGCUGAAGGGCCGGGCUGCAGAGCUGUCUGUCCUGGUGCAGGAGGUGACAGAGGUCCAGAAGGAGACAGACACCAUGAUAACAUGGCUGCAGGAUAUGAAGAAGACAGCAGCAUCCUGGAACUCUGCGUCCACAGAGAAAGACACCAUGAAAACACAACUGGAGCAGCAGAAGGCCUUUGAGGAAGACAUGAAACAAAAGCGCGAGCAGCUCCAGAAGCUGAGAGAGAAGCUUCUCCAUCUGAUUGAGAAACACCCAGACUCUCCUGAAGCAGCAAAAUGGAAGCAGAUGCUGUCACAGAUAGAUGCUGCCUGGGCGGAUGUGAGCGGGUCGGUGGAGGACAGGAAGCAGUGUCUGGAGGAGUCCAACAGGAACCUGGACGUGUUCCAGACCACUGAGACGCAGCUACGCCAGUGGCUCUCAGAGAAGGAUAUGAUGCUCAGUGUCCUGGGGCCCCUCUCCAUGGACCCCAACAUGCUCAACACACAGAAGCAGCAAGUCCAGAUCCUCCUGAACGAGUUUGACAGCCGUAAGCCACAGUUUGACCAGCUUCACGAGGCUGCUGCUGCUAUCCUGAGCACAUCAGGCAAGCAGGACCCCUCCUCUGGUGGGAAGGUGGUGAAGGAUCAACUGGCCACCAUCACCCAGAAAUGGCAGGGCCUGACUGGGCAGCUGGGCCAGAGAGCCGGCCUCAUCGACCAGGCCGUGGGGAAGUCGAGCCAGUUCCAGGAUCUGCUGAUGAGCCUGAGCCAGAGCGCCGCCUCACUGGAGACCCGGCUCAACAGCCAGCAGGCCCUUAGCAGUCAGCCUGACGUGGUGAAGAAGCAGCUGGAGGAGGCUAACACCAUCUCUGGCCAGCUGAGGGAGGAGAGGAAGAGGCUAAAAGAGGCUGAGACCCUCUGCUCUGAGCUUUCUACCCUGGUCACGGAGGACUACCUGAAAGCAGGCCUAGACAGGCAGCUGGAGGGGGUCAACAAGCCUUUCAAACAGUUGGAGGACAAAGCAGGGAAGCGGAUCCAGCAGCUGAACUCCACCUUUGCAAGCUCCCAGCAGUUCCACCAGACCUCCAAAGACUUCCAGGGGUGGAUGAACGAGAAGCUCGAGGAGCAGUCUAAACUCCAGGCCAUCUCGGCCCAGGUGGAGACCCUCCGGCAGAGCCUGGAAGAACAGAGUGCCUUGCAGAAGGCCCUCAGUGAACACGAGGAACCGUACAGCACCAUCAUCAGGGAGGGAGAGACCCUCCUCCAGAACACUGACGGGGCAGAGAAGAUGGCGAUGCAGGGCCAGCUGGCUACACUGCGUUCCAACUGGGACGAUGUGAAGAAGAGCUCGGCUGAGCGCCAGGAUAAGCUCCAGGGGGCACUGCAGAGGGCCCAGAAGUAUCACGAGCACGCUGAGAAGCUCCAGUCCUGGGUCCAGGAGUGUGAAGCUAGGGAGGGCAGCGUCAGGCUCAGCGUGGACCCAGCAGAGGUGGAGAGCUCCAUCUCCCAGCUGACGGCCAUCCAGAAGGACGUGGACAAACACAGAGGCCUUGUGGAGCAGCUGAACACUGCAGCCGACAGCCUCCUGGAGGUGGCCAACGCAGACACAGAGACCGUCAGGGAGGAGAAGGCGGCCAUCGGCCAGAGCGUGGACCGGGUCACAGAGGGGGUCCAGAACAAGAGGGAGUCUCUGGAGAAGAUCUCACAGAGGCUGAAAGAGUUCAACGACACCCACAAUGAUGCCAAGGGCCAGCUGGCAGGGGCUAAGAAGCAGCUAGAUGCCCACACAUCACUGGGGGUCCAGGCCUACAGCAACAAGAACCUGACCAACAUGAAGGCCCAGCAGAAGAGCCUGGAUGGAGUCAACACCCAGGUUGAGCACCUGAAGAGCCUUGCCCAGGGCCUGGUGGCUGAUGUCCCCGAGGCAGACGGGGUGACCGACCUCCUACUGCAGGCCGACAGCCUGGAGAAAGAGCACGGCUCCCUCAGCAAGGAUGUAGGGGAGACCUGCUCCACCUUGGAGGGCAAGCUGCAGGGCAUCGGGCAGUUCCAGACCAACAUCCGCGAGAUGUUCACCCGCUUCGCAGACCUAGACGACGAGCUUGACAGCAUGGCUUCUGUGAGUCGUGACCUGAUCACCCUUAAGGAGCAGCAGGGCGGCAUCAAGGACUUUGUGGAGAAACUGCAGGAGCUGAUGGCCGACACGGCUCGAGGAGGGGACAGCUGUAAGAAGAUGCUGGAGACUGAGGCCUCCCCAGACCUGCUGGGGCUGAAGAGAGACCUGGAUGCUCUGAGUAAGCAGUGUGGCAAGCUGAUGGACAGAGCUAAAGGGAGAGGGGAAGAGGUGGGGAGCACACUCACCCGUCUGGAUGAGCUUUACUCCAAGCUACAGCAGUUCACCAACAAACUGGGCGGGGCUGAGGUCAAGGAGGAAGGUCAAGGGUCAGUUGGCAUGGAGACUGAUGUCAUCAACCAACAGCUGGAAGCUUUCAAGGUAUUCCAGAAAGAGGUUGAUCCACUGCAGAGCCAGUUGCAAGACAUUAACUGGCUGGGCCAAGGCUUGAUCCAGAACGCUGACAAAGGUACCAGCACCAAGGGCCUUGAACUUGACCUGGAGGAUGUCAACACACGAUGGAACACUCUCAACAAUAAGAUUGCUGAGCGGUCAGCGCAGCUGCACGAGGCCCUGUUGCAUUGUGGGAGAUUCCAGGAUGCUCUGGAGUCCCUACUCAGCUGGCUGACGGACACGGAGGACCUGGUGUCCAAUCAGAAACAUCCGUCUGCCGAGUUCAAAGUUGUCAAGGCACAGAUCCAGGAGCAGAUACUCCUCCAGAGGCUGCUGGAUGACCGCAGGCCCACGGUGGAGCUGAUUAAGAAGGAGGGAGGGAAGGUUGCGGAGCUGGGAGCAGAGUCCGUGGACAAGGAGAAGGUGGGGAAGGAGAUUGAGUGCCUGGGGCAGAGGUGGGACGCUCUGCUGAAGAAGGCUGAGAACAGGCACAAACAGCUGAAGAGCAUUCUGGUUGUGGCUCAGCAGUUCCAUGAGACACUGGAGCCGCUGUCUGAGUGGCUCUCUGCCACAGAGAAACACUUGGCCAAAGCUGAACCUAUUGGCACACAGACCUCCAAGCUGGAAGAGCAGAUCUCCCAGCACAAGGUAUUAGAGGAGGAGAUAAUGGGUCACAGUAAAGAUCUGGUUCAGGCCGUCAGCCUGGGUCAGAUGCUGAAGCUAGUCAGCUCAGUGGACGAUAAGGAGCUGGUGCAGUCUAAGCUGGACUCCAGCCAGGCUAGUUAUGUAGAGCUGCAGGAGCGCUGUAGGAGGAAGGCUGAGAUGCUGCAGCAGGCUCUGGCCAACGCCCAGCUCUUUGGAGAAGACGAGGUGGCCCUCAUGAACUGGCUCAACGAAGUGCACACUAGGCUGAGCGAAGUGUCUGUCAAAGACUACAAGACGGACGUGCUGGAAAAGCAGUGUGCAGAACAGCUGGCCCUACAUGAAGACAUUGAGUUGAGGAAGCAGAAUGUUGAUCAAGCCAUUUCUAAUGGAUUGGAGCUGCUGAAACAAACAACAGGUGAUGAGGUGGUUGUCAUCCAAGGCAAGUUGGACGGGAUAAAGAUGAGAUACGCUGAGAUCAACUCCAUGAGUGAUAACGUGUCUAAGACCCUGGACCAGGCCCUGACCCUGGCCUCUAAGCUUCAGCACACACAUGAAGACCUCAGCUCCUGGCUGAAGAAUGUCGAGGCUGAGCUCACCGCCUUCACUGCUCAGGCGCCUGUAGGAGAGCAGCUUGUUCAGGCACAAGACAGGCAGAAGGCAUUGCUGAAAGAGGCCAGGGAUCACAAGCCCCAGGUGGACAAACUCAAUGAGGUGAGCAGCUCUCUGCUGGAGCUGGUCCCUUGGAGGGCCCGGGAGGGCCUGGACAAGAUAGUGACAGAGGACAACGAUCGCUACAAGGCCACCAGCGACACCAUCGCACAUCACGUGGAGCAGAUAGAUGCCGCUAUACUGAAAUCACAGCAGUUUGAACAAGCAGCUGACACUGAGCUAGCCUGGCUUACUGAAGCAGAGAGGAAGAUGUUGUCAUUGGGGGAGAUCAGGCUGGAACAGGACCAGACCACUGUCCAGCUCCAGGCCCAGAAGGGCUUCUCCAUGGACAUCAUGAGACACAAGGAUGCCGUGGAUGGAAUUGUGAAAACAGGCCAGGCCAUCAUGAACAGCAAGGAUGAGGAGGAAAAGCAAGCCUUGAAGGCCAAGAUCCAGGCCCUCCUGGAGAAGUAUGUUGUUGUCAGUCAGCUGAACUCGGAGCGCUGCCUGCAGCUGGAGCGAGCCCAGUCUCUGGCCAGCCAGUUCUGGGAGACUUACGAGGAGCUGUGGCCCUGGCUCCAGGAGACCCGCACCAGUUUCAGCCAGCUCCCACUGGCGUCCAUCGAGUACGAAGCUCUCCGACAGCAACAGGAGGAGCUCAGGCAAAUGCGAGAGCUGAUUGCUGAGCACAAGCCCUACAUCGACAAGAUGAACAAGACAGGUCCCCAGCUACUGGAGCUGAGUCCUGUGGCAGGGGUGGCUAUCAGGGAGAAGUACACAGCCACAGACCAGCUGUACGCCCAGCUCAAGGCUGACGUCAAACAGAGGGCCUUCACUCUGGAUGAGGCCAUCUCCAAAUCCACACAGUUCCAUGACAAGAUCGAGCCCAUGCUGGAGUCCCUGGAGCGGAUCGCUGAGCGCCUGCGCCAGCCUCCCUCCAUUUCUGUGGAGGUGGAGAAGAUCAGGGAGCAGAUCACUGAGAACAAGGUUGUGUCGGCGGACCUGGAGAAACUGCAGCCGUCCUACGACACGCUCAAGCAGCGCGGCGAAGAGAUGAUCGCUCGCUCAGCGGGAGCUGACAAGGACAUAUCUGCUAAAGCUGUGCAAGACAAGCUGGAUCGGAUGGUGUUCACCUGGAAUGAGAUCCAUGCCCUGAUGGAGGAGAGGGAGGCCAAGCUGCUGGAUGUAAUGGACCUGGCAGACAAGUUCUGGUGUGACCACUGUGCCCUCAUCGUUACCAUCAAGGACACCCAGGACCUGCUGAGGGAGCUGGAGGAGCCUGGAGUCGACCCUUCUGUGGUGAAACAGCAGCAGGAGUAUCUGGAGAGCUUCAAGGAGGAGAUUGACGGCCUACAGGAGGAGCUUGAUGUGGUGCGGAACCUGGGGGCGGAGCUUAUGGCUGCUUGUGGUGAACCAGAUAAGCCAGUCACAAAGAAGAGUAUUGAUGAGGUGAACUUGGCGUGGGAGACUCUGAACAAGGCAUGGAAGGAGAGAGUGGACAGACUGGAUGAGGCCAUGCAAGCUGCUGUACAGUUCCAGGAUGGCCUGCAGGGAAUGUUUGACUGGGUGGACAUUGUGGAGCACAAACUGGGUUCUAUGUCACCUGUGGGCACAGACCUGGACACUGUCAAGCAACAGAUAGAAGAACUCAAGGAGUUCAAAGGUGAGGCGUAUCAGCUGCAAAUGGAGAUGGAGCGACUGAACCACCAGGCGGGCCUGCUGCUGAAGAAGGUGACGGAGGAGUACGACCGUUGUGCCAUCCAGGAGCCCAUGACCGAGCUCAAAAUGCUCUGGGACAACCUGGAUGAAAAGAUCAUCAACAGACAGCACAAACUGGAAGGAGCGCUGUUGGCUCUGGGGCAGUUCCAGCAUGCGCUGGACGAGCUUCUGGCCUGGAUGAGCAACACUGAAGAGCUGCUCAACGAACAGAGGAAGGCUGUAGGAGACCCCAAGGCCAUUGAGAUCAAGCUCGCCAAGCACCAUGUCCUCCAGAAUGAUGUGUUGGCCCAUAAGUCCACGGUGGAGGCGGUCAACAAAGCCGGUACUGACCUGGUGGAGUCCACCUCUGGAGAGGAAGCCGCCGGCCUGCAGAACAAACUGGAGAACCUCACCCAGCGCUGGAAGAACAUCCUGGAGAAGACAGAGCAGAGGAGGAAGCAACUGGACAGUGCUCUGCUUCAGGCCCAAGGUUUCCAUGGCGAGAUCGAAGACAUGCAGCAAUGGCUGAAAGACACAGAGCGUCAGCUGUUAGCAUCAAAGGCUGUGGGAGGCUUACCAGACACGGCCCGCGAGCAGCUUAAUGCCCAUCUGGAGUUAUGUUCCACAAUGGAGGCUAAGGAGGAGCUGUACCAGCAGCUGAUGAACAAAGGUCAGCAGCUGCUCACCAUGACCCCGUCCGGCCAGGACAGCAACACAGAGCAGGACCUCUGUAACCUACAGGACAAGUGGGAGUCUGUACAGGCCAAGGUGGCUGAGAGAAAGGUGAAACUGGAGGAGGCUUUGGCUCUGGCCACAGAGUUCCAUAACUCCCUCCAGGACUUCAUCAACUGGUUGACCCAAGCUGAACAGACUCUCACUAUGUCCUCUCCUGCCUCCCUCAUCCUGGAAACCAUCCUGUUUCAGAUAGAUGAGCACAAGGUGUUUGUGACAGAGGUAAACUCCCACAGGCAGCAGAUCAUUGAGCUGGAUAAGACAGGGACACACCUGAAGUACUUCAGCCAGAAGCAGGACGUGGUAUUGAUCAAGAACCUACUGAUAAGUGUACAGGGCCGCUGGGAGAAGGUGGUGCAGAGGUCUGUGGAGAGGGGCCGUCUGCUGGACGACACCAGGAAGAGGGCCAAACAGUUCCACGAAACCUGGAACAAGCUGACAGAAUGGUUGGACGAUUCGGAGAAGGCUUUGGACUCUGAGCUGGAAAUCGCCAAUGAUCCUGACAAGAUCAAGACGCAGCUGGCCCAGCACAAGGAGUUCCAGAAGGUGCUGGGGAGCAAGCACUCAGUGUAUGACACCACCAGUCGUACCGGACGUGCCCUGAAGGAUAAGACGUCACUGCAGGACGAUAACCAGAAGCUGGACGACAUGCUGAGUGAACUGAGGGACAAGUGGGACACUGUCUGUGGCAAGUCAGUCGAGAGGCAGAACAAACUGGAAGAGGCGUUGCUGUUCUCUGGUCAGUUUACUGAUGCCCUGCAGGCCCUGAUUGACUGGCUGUACAGAGUGGAGCCUCAGCUGGCCGAGGACCAGCCAGUACAUGGAGAUAUAGACCUGGUGCUCAAUCUCAUCGACAGUCACAAGGUGUUCCAGAAGGAGCUGGGUAAGCGGACAGGGAGCGUUGCGGCCCUGAAGCGUUCGGCUAAGGACCUGAUUGAGAGCAGCCAUGAAGACUCCUCCUGGGUCAAAGCUCAGAUGCAGGAGCUGAGCGCUCGCUGGGAGACGGUUUGCGCUCGCUCAGUAUCUAAACAGACCCGGCUGGAACAGGCACUGAGUCAGGCUGAGGAGUUCCACUCUACAGUCCAUAUGCUGCUGGAGUGGCUGGCCGAGGCCGAGCAGAGCCUGCGUUUCCAUGGCACCCUGCCCGACGACGAGGAGGCCCUCGGGGCUCUUAUCGACCAGCACAAGGAGUUCAUGAAGAAACAGGAGGAGAAGAGAGUGGGCCUGAACAAAGCCACCAGUAUGGGGGAGGCUAUCUUGACCAUCUGCCACCCAGACUCUAUCACCACCAUCAAACACUGGAACACCAUCAUUAAAGCCCGCUUCGAGGAGGUCCAGGCGUGGGCGCGGCAGCACCAGCAGCGCCUGGCCAUAGCCCUCAGUGAUCUGCUGGCCACUAAGGAACUGCUGGAGGGUCUUUUGGGCUGGCUGCAGUGGGCUGAGACCACACUCAAUGACAAGGACAAGGAGGUCCUGCCUCAAGAGAUAGACGAGAUCAAAGCCCUCAUCGCUGAACACCAGACAUUCAUGGAGGAAAUGACCAGGAAGCAACCAGAUGUUGACAAGAUCACCAAGACACACAAGAGAAAGGCUGUGGUCGGGAGCGAGCCUGCCAGCCAGUCCCAUAUCCCUGUCCUGGAGAAAGGAAGAGGUGGAAGAAAGCGUUCUCCCACACAAGCCAUGUACCCAUCUUCACAGCCUCCCAUAGAGACCAAGAACCCCAGGGUCAACCUAUUGGUAAGCAAGUGGCAGCAGGUGUGGCUACUGGCCCUGGACAGGAGGAGGAAACUCAAUGAUGCCAUGGACAGACUUGAGGAGCUGAAGGAAUUUGCCAACUUUGACUUUGAUGUGUGGCGGAAGCGCUACAUGCGAUGGAUGAACCAUAAGAAGUCGCGUGUCAUGGACUUCUUCAGACGCAUUGACAAGGACCAGGAUGGAAAGGUCACCAGACAGGAAUUCAUAGAGGGCAUUCUCUCCUCCAAAUUCCCCACCAGUCGGCUGGAGAUGAGUGCGGUGGCAGACAUAUUUGACCGGGAUGGUGACGGCUAUAUUGACUACUAUGAGUUUGUGGCUGCCCUUCACCCCAACAAAGAGGCAUACAAACCCCUCACAGAUGCAGACAAAAUUGAAGAUGAGGUUACACGCCAAGUGGCAAAAUGCAAGUGUCCUAAACGAUUCCAAGUUGAGCAAAUUGGUGCCAACAAAUACAGGUUCUACCUUGGAAAUCAGUUUGGUCUGGUUCACUGCUUACAUGACGAUGAGAUUAUAACAAGCAGGGACAGUCAAAAUCUAACCCCCCACCUACACGUUGCGGUAUUGGAAAGCUGUAUUCUGUUCGGAGACUCUCAGCAGCUGCGUCUGGUACGGAUCCUACGGAGUACUGUGAUGGUGCGCGUGGGUGGAGGCUGGAUGGCUCUGGAUGAGUUCCUGGUAAAGAACGAUCCGUGUCGAGUUCAUCACCACGGGAGUAAAAUGUUGCGCUCGGAAUCAAACUCUUCAAUUACUCAGUCUCCUAUAGGUUGGCAACAAAUCUCACACUUUCUCACCUUGCUCCAUGAACCCCCCAGUGCCAAAGGAAGGACAAACAUGGAGCUGCGAGAAAAGUUCAUUCUCCCAGAAGGCACCACUCAGGUGAUGGCCAGCUUCCGGUAUAGAGGUCGUAGGUCGCGGCCGUCGUCACGGGCUGCCUCUCCCAACCGGUCAAACUCUAACCAUAGCUGUCCGGCCCAGCAUAAUAACCCAGCCUUGACCAGCACACCCAAGACUCCCCAACACAUAACCCGCAAUUAUGAUAAACCCUGGCUGACAAACAGCAAACCCUCCAGUCCUCUAAAAUCAUCAGACUCCUUUGAGAGCCAAGGUUCAUCCUCCGAGAGCAUCCCGAUACAGGGAAGCAAACUGCGGCUCCCUGGAUACUUGUCAGGAAAAGGGUUCCAGUCGGGAGAAGAGCAGGGAACCCUGAUCAAUGCUGCUGUGAUGAAAGCACGGGGGCAGGCAAUAGGCUUUGAAUCGAGAAGACCCGGCAGCCGACCUGGAAGUAAAGCAGGUAGCCGAGGCAGCAGCCGGAGGGGAAGCGAUGCUUCAGACUUCGACAUCUCCGAUAUCGCAUCGGUGUGCUCCGACACGUCGGAGAUGGUGGGUGACACCAGUCGGGCCACACCCCGCUCAUCGUCACGUCAACACGGAGGCAAGCCUUCCAAAAUCCCCACUCCGCAAAGGAGGUCGACCCCCAGCAAACUGGCCAAGACCUCCAAGAGAUAGUCAUUUUCCUUGAGACAACUACGGUAGCCCCGUUGGCCCAAAGUGGCCUCCUGGUUCCACAAGACGUAUGGAGACUGGAGACACAUGAACUGACACUAGAGACUGGUGUAUGUGUUAAUUAUUUAAAGUGUUGCGAAGAUGUUAAAUAUUCUGUUGAGAGAGAAAAUGGUUUAAUAUUAAGUGAGAAUGGAAUGUCAAUGGCCUUGUGUAUUUGUCUUAAUGUAUUUUAUUUUCUGUGAAUAAUGUCAAAUUAAUAUGAUCAUUUUAUUUUAUUGACGCUAAACCUGAAGAGGUACAAAAAGCUGAAAGGAAAAAAAACAUGGAAAAGACUACAUUGUAUGGUCGUUCUAACACUUUUACACACUAAUGAAUGGUAACGCACAGCAUUGUGCUCUGAGAGAGUUACUGAAUGUACUGUAAUUUCUGUAUGCUGACAUGCGUGUGACAGACGGUGCAUCACGCUACUCUGUGGGACACCAAUGAUCUAUUAUCUAUUUAAAGUGCAAUGAUGUACUGCCAAAAUAUGCAUUUAAAGGGCAAUACAAUAUACAUGUAGCCUACCACAUAGUAAACACUGCAAAUAAUGAUGUUCUGACAGAGAAGACCGUUGAAGGCAAGUUCACGCAGAAACCCCUCAAUAUCCAGGCUUUAAAAUACUUCAACUUUCCUUAGUACCUGCAGGUAAUACUGUUUUGUUUGGUCAACUUACAGUGAUGUGUGCCAUUUUACCUUGAAGAGGGGCCUCCCGGGGCCCUGAGUAGACAUUCUUUAGUGCAUCAUCAUGUCAGUGUAUGGUUCAUUUUGCUGGAGUGGAAAGGAUUACUGUAACCUUUUUGUAAUAAAUUUGCUUGCAGAAAGCUACCAUGGAAUACUGA